Messenger RNA from Apodemus sylvaticus (European woodmouse), 693 nucleotides. It is a transcript of the gene Bhlha9, whose product is annotated as basic helix-loop-helix family member a9. Gene Ontology annotation, molecular function: DNA-binding transcription factor activity, RNA polymerase II-specific; RNA polymerase II transcription regulatory region sequence-specific DNA binding; protein dimerization activity. Gene Ontology annotation, biological process: regulation of transcription by RNA polymerase II; developmental process. Bases 1 to 693 code for a protein of 230 amino acids. The transcript has a single exon. NCBI's taxonomy places the organism in Eukaryota, Metazoa, Chordata, Mammalia, Rodentia, Muridae. The record is from RefSeq and is a predicted model, not a curated record.
AUGCUCCGAGGCACGCCAGGACUAGGCCUCAGGGGUCUGAAGCGGGGUGAGAAUUCUGUGGAGGACUUGGGGCACUCCUGCCCGGAGGCUGGCAAGAAUUUUGGAGUGCUGAGGCGCAGCCUGGAUGAGGCAGAAGAGGCAGCUGGCAGAAAGCGCGAGCGGCCCGCACGGUCCAAGGCUCGGCGCAUGGCGGCCAACGUGCGGGAGCGCAAGCGCAUCCUGGAUUACAACGAGGCGUUCAACGCGCUGCGCAGGGCGCUGCAGCACGACCUGGGCGGCAAGAGGCUCUCCAAGAUCGCCACGCUGCGCAGGGCCAUCCACCGCAUCACAGCUCUCUCCUUGGUCCUGCGCGCCAGCCCGGCGCCCCGCUGGCCCUGCGGCCACCUGGAGUGUCACGGCCAGGCUUCCCACGGCUCGAGCUCGGGGGACUCCAGCUUCAGUGUUCCGCGGUCUGCGCCGUCCCCUGCAGCGCCUACCCUAGCGCGCAGGGACAUCGCCAGCCCCUUAGUGCCUCCUGCACAGCGCUGCGCUUCGUGCUCCCCACACGCGCACUUGGGGCGGUCUAGAGUGAUGGCCGAAGUGCCUAGUUUGGCCCAAGCUUCUGGGGGAAGCUGGCGCCGAUGUCCUGGGCCUCCCCCUGUUGGACCGGUUCCAUGGCGGUGGGGUUCUGGGCUGGGCUACCAGCACUCCUGA